Lactuca sativa (garden lettuce) is the source of this 2952-nucleotide messenger RNA. RefSeq names its product receptor-like protein EIX2. Gene Ontology annotation, molecular function: protein binding. Lineage: Eukaryota; Viridiplantae; Streptophyta; Magnoliopsida; Asterales; Asteraceae. The record is from RefSeq and is a predicted model, not a curated record.
AUGGGGAAUCAGAGGGGUUUGGGGCUCGGUUUCAUUUUUGUAUUAGCUUUUUUGUUUUCCACCACAUUUACCUGUUUGGGUGAUGGAAAUGCCAGUGUGAUUUGCUCUGAGAAAGAGAGACUUGCUCUUCUCAAGUUCAAAGAAAGUGUUGAAGAUCCUUGUGGAAUGUUGUCAUCAUGGGUUGGCAAUGACUGUUGUCUGUGGGAAGGAAUCCACUGUGAUAGAACUGUUGAGGGCCUUGAUCUCAGAGGAUAUAGUGGCUGCUUCUUAGAUAGUAAUGAGGUGAACCCGUCUUUGGCAGAGUUGAGCCAUCUUAAACACUUGGACUUGAGUGCGAAUAAUUUUCAUAAAAGCCGCAUUCCAAAAUUCAUUGGGUCCUUGAAACAGCUGAGCUACCUCAAUCUUUCAUAUGCUGAUUUUCAAGGUAUUAUUCCUCCCCACAUUGGUAAUCUUUCUAAUUUAAAGGUUCUUGAUAUCAGUUCAUACGAAGAUGGACUGAUGGUAGAUGAUAUGGCAUGGACUUCUGGCCUUUCGUCACUUGGGCAUCUUGAAUUGAAUUCAGUACAUCUUGGUGGAGCACAAAAAACGGACACGUUGUUUUACAUGAUUCCUUCGUUAAAAGUGUUAAGUUUGUCAUGGUGUAGUCUUUCCAAUGCUGAUUUUGGUCCUCUUCUUAAUUCAAGUAGAAUACUACCCCACAUCAUACGCCUGGAUCUUGGCUUCAAUUAUUUUGAAGGUCCGCUCCCUGUUUUUUUCCAAAACAUGUCAUCCCUAUCAUUUCUAGAUCUUUCAUCUUCUAAUCUUAGUUUGGCAUGGAACUUAGCAAACCUGCUAAGCAUGAUACCUUCUUUAUCAGAGCUACAUUUGUCAGGUUGUGGGCUUGAUAACAUUCAUCUAUCUUCCCCUCAUCUUAAUUUCAGCAGACUUUCUAACAUCCAGCACCUGGUUCUUAGUGAAAAUUCAAUUGAAGGUGCAUUUCCAUCUGUUCUCAUAAACAUGAGUUCCCUAAGAGUACUUGACCUCUCGCAAAACAUGUUGAGUUCAUUGGCUCCUCUUAUGCCUAACCUUCUUGAUCUUGAUCUUUCCUAUAACCAGUUAAUCGGUCCCAUUCCUACAUUCCACAUGAAUCUUUCCAAACUCGACCUUUCUUUUAAUCAACUGAAGGGUUCAUUUCCAGAAUCCAUUGGAAAUCUCACAGCUUUAACAUAUUUGAAUCUAGAUUCUAAUCGGUUAACGGGCCCCAUCCCAGCAUCUCUAGGAAGACUGGUUUCAUUACAAUCAGUCCGUGUGUCGUCAAAUUUGUUAAAUGGGAGUAUUCCUGUUUCAAUUGGGCGACUUUCGAAACUCCAAUAUCUCGAUUUCUCUAACAAUUCUCUAGAAGGAGUAGUUUCUGAAGCCCAUUUUGCUAACCUUUCAAUGUUGAAGUACUUGGAUGCUUCUUCUAACACCAAGUUGACAUUCAAUGUAUCAUGUGACUGGAUGCCUCCAUUCCAGCUGGUAGUUCUUGACCUCAGUUCUUGCAAUAUUGUAAAUGGUUUUCCUCAAUGGCUUCGAAAUCAAAGGAAACUUGGGUGGGUAGCAUUGUCCAAAGCUUCAAUUUCUGGACAGCUGCCCACAUGGUUGCGGAAGAUGCCCAUCAUUCCUCGCAUAGAUCUCUCUCACAACAAACUCAAUGGGACUUUGAUGAACCUCCCUAAUGGGGAAACUUAUGGUCGGUAUAUAAUUUUGCCGGUAUUACUUUUGGAAAAUAACCUUUUCAGUGGGAUGAUUCCAAGGUCAUUAUGCAGAAGGACAGAUUUGGAAUAUCUUGACCUUUCCAGAAAUAGGUUAACAGGUGGAAUUCCCAAUUGUCUUGAGAACUUGCAAAAGUUGUAUACAAUGAUACUUAGCUCAAAUCGGUUGUCUGGUGUCAUUCCAAGUAGCAUAGCUCUUAAUUCGUUAUAUUGGUUAAAACUGAAUGACAAUUACUUUGUUGGUGAGCUUCCUCGAGAAUUGGGGAAUCUACACAAUCUAAGUAUCUUAGAUGUGGGUGACAAUAAGUUGUCUGGAAAUAUACCGGAGUGGAUAGGAGUGAAACUUACAUCUUUGGUAGUUUUGAGGUUGCAUAAAAACAACUUCACUGGAAGAAUUCCGAAGUCUUUGUGCAAAGCUGCAAAUCUUCAAACUUUGGAUGUUGCACACAACAACUUAAAGGGACCCAUCCCUCCUUGUCUCGGAGAGUUGAGUGCCAUGAUUAAUAAUAGUGGAUCUGGGGAAGUUGGUUAUUAUCUCGGUAAUGAUGGGAUUAUUGAAGAGGUCAUGAAAGGUGUUGAUCUUAAAUAUACAACAACCUGGCAUAUGGUUUUUAACAUGGACCUUUCCAGUAAUCAACUUGUUGGAGAAAUACCGGUAGAGCUAACUGCACUUUCCAUGUUAGUGGCUCUUAAUUUGUCAAAUAAUCAUCUCAUAGGGAAUAUUCCACACACCAUAGGAGACAUGGCGAAGUUAUUUUCUCUCGAUUUAUCUGGAAACGAGUUGAUUGGGGGGAUCCCUCCAAGCAUAUCAGCUUUGACUUUUUUGAGCCAUUUGAAUUUGUCACACAACCACCUGUCAGGACGAAUUCCAACGGGAAAUCAAUUGCAGACCCUGAUUGAUCCAUCAGUAUAUGAAGGGAACAAAGAUCUAUGUGGACCUCCAUUGCCUAAGACUUGCCCAAAUCACAAAGAUCCAACACCAACAACAACAAUCAAGAAGAAACAUGAAGCAGUUGUUGAGCAGAUUAAGGUAUGGUUGUUUUAUGUGGAUGUAAUUUGUGGUUUUGCAACAGGGUUUUGGGGUGUUAUUGGGGUUCUGUUGUUCAAGAAACAGUGGAGACAAAAGCUUUUCAUGUUUGCUGAGGAAACCAUGGACAAGAUAUAUGUUGCUGUCGUUGUAAGAGUUGUGAAGAUUACGAGAGGAAGAGAAGUUGCAUAG